CCACACUCUACUACACACAUAUAGCCUCUGUGCCACUACAUCUCAAGGUCACUGCAACCGUGGCACCGGGACGCGAAGCAACCCUCAAUGGUCACCCCCCACUCCCUCUUCGAUUCCAUUGUGAUGAAACCUUCCGAAUGGCCCUCAGCAGUAACCCAGGGGGCUAAUGCGGCCAGGGGAGUGCUAAUGUGCUAAUGUUAGGGAAGCCGAACCAAUGCGUAUGUAAAUCCCGCACCCAUACCAAUAAACGCUAAGCCUCGGAUGCGCAUUGGAUACGCCUUCCACUCUUCGAGCCUAGAAUCGGUCCAUAUGCAAGUCCUGUGCGUCUUCCGAUCACCCGUCGCACGUUCGAGCAGGUCGUGGACGGCUCGUUCCGACGCCGAAGCCGGUCACGCAGCGGUUGCCUAUCCAAGGCUGCUGCAAUGGGCUAAACAUCAACAUGUCUGCAGCUUGGAAAAAGCGAAGAUGAUCGCACCUGAUGGGAGGCAGACACUGCUUCCAGAAAUCCAGACCGUUGGCCCGAAUCCAUCACAUUUCAUCCCAGAAUACAAACUCAGAAAGCCGGUCGCUCUUCGCCUAAGCUCUCUUUCUUCGAAAGUCAAUUGCCAAGGAAGUAUCUCCCGAAUCACAAAGUCUGAACUGCCAAGUCCGCGUGAUCACUGUGGCUUCCGAACUCUGUCUCCCUUUACCCUCACUACUACGGCAUCCUGGAUGGUCAAUCCUGCCAGUCGCCUACAGUCAAUGUUCAUGAGGCAGAAUUGAAAGAGGUCGGAACGGACAUGGCCGAUAAGUAGGUGCAGAAAAAUACC
Messenger RNA from Aspergillus ibericus CBS 121593, 809 nucleotides. RefSeq lists its product as uncharacterized. Lineage: Eukaryota; Fungi; Ascomycota; Eurotiomycetes; Eurotiales; Aspergillaceae. The coding region runs from base 262 to 762 and encodes 166 amino acids. The transcript has a single exon. The record is from RefSeq and is a predicted model, not a curated record.